AUGCCGCAUCCUUUCGAACGCUUCUGCGUCGAGCGCGGCAUCUCCGUGCCGGACGCACGCGCGGCCGACAUCAUCGACUACCUGAGUCGAAGCGGCAGCAGAAGGGAUCGACGCGCGCACCGCCGCAAAAUCGGUGAGUGCGCGCUACGCGCCUGUAUCGAUUCCUGCAGGCCGAGGGCAGGGCUGAGGACCAACCCUGCCGCGUUGUCGAGCCGCCGCGUCCGACGCGCGCUGCACCGUUCUCGAUCAGCCGUCGAGGUGGACCCGAUGCUGGCAGCGGUGGACAUGGGCCACCGUCGGGCUGCGCGAUCGGGCGUUGUUUCGAGAGGAUCUAUUCGGUGCGUGUUGCGGUCAGCGAGGCCGUUGGCUGCAGGUGACUUCGCUGCAUCGGGAACAGGGUUCGUCACCGUGUCCGGAAGGGCGGGCGCAGCGUCUGUUGCCGCUGAUGGCGCGGCGCUCGAUGGGUACAGCGGGUACCUGCGCGACGGACGGCCGGCGCUGGCGCGAGACGCCAGCGAGGCGGCGCUGUUCUCAACCGCUCCGGCCGUCGGCUGA
Geodia barretti is the source of this 555-nucleotide messenger RNA. NCBI's taxonomy places the organism in Eukaryota, Metazoa, Porifera, Demospongiae, Tetractinellida, Geodiidae. The record is from the annotation of a GenBank genome assembly.